Rhizophagus irregularis DAOM 181602=DAOM 197198 is the source of this 1266-nucleotide messenger RNA. The record is from RefSeq and is a predicted model, not a curated record. NCBI's taxonomy places the organism in Eukaryota, Fungi, Glomeromycota, Glomeromycetes, Glomerales, Glomeraceae.
AUAGCUAGGAGUUUAGUUAAUAGUUUUUGACAAAUAAAUAACAAAAACCCUUAAGGCGAUAAUAUAAACGUCAAGAGAAUUACCACAAAAAAAGCCACAAAAUGAAUAAUCUUGAAAAUCAAGCUACUGAUGUUAAUAACGCUAGAUCCUCUGAUGAAUCUAAUGAAGCUUCACAUUCAAACGCUAAUAAUGUGAUUAAUGAUCAAAAUAAUCAAGAUAUGUUUAAAGAAUGGUGUGAAGAAGAUGGUGAUUUUGAAAUUGAAGUUAUGCAACAACAAGGUGAUCAUCACGAAACUCAACCGCCAUCAUCAUCAUCACCACAACAACAACCUGCUCAACUUAAUGGUAACGGUGGUUUCGAUUUUAAUGAUAAUAUGGUUAAUUCGGGUCAAAUUUCGUCACUUAAUGAUGACGAUCAAACAACGAAUAAUGUUAUGGGAGGUGAAAAACAAAAUAACGAAGAAGAGGUCGAAGCUUCAAAAUCAUCUACCACAAAUAAAAAUAAUGAUGAUACUGUUCAUUUUGAAGAAGAUUUGGAUGAUAUGAUGACUGAUGAAAUUGGUAAAACAAAUAUUGGUAAUUUAUAUACUGCACAAAAUAGUGAAGUUCCUGUACAAUCAGUUUUGAUUGAUCAAAAGGAUGUUGUUACUUUAGAAGAUGAGAUCAUUAAAUCUCAAUCCCCUGAAAAAGUUCAGAAAUCUAAACAAUCACCACAAAAAGGAAAACAAAAGAAGGGUGCAAGGAAAUCAAAAACUGAUACAGAAUUAUCAGUUACUGAGGGUACUAAAACGACACCAAUCAAAAAUAAAAAUGAUCAGGAGGAUGAUCUGAAUGAUCUGAAUGAUCCAUUAGAUUCAGAUAAUGAUCCAAAAACAAAAUCUGGCAGAAAGAUUCAAAGGCCAGAAUAUUUUAAUCCUACAAAUUUUGGACGUGGACGCAGAAGGUCUUCGUUUGAACCCUUGGCUAAUGAUUCUUUAAGGAAAACAAAAAGACAAGAAAGAGCAAGGGUAAAGAUAUAAUUGUUUCACAAGAAUCUGAAAAUGUAUUAUCAGAUCCAAAUAACCUAUCUGGAAUAUACCUGAAUGUUGAAGAAGAUAAUAUAGUAUGCACUAUUUGCUGUGAUGGUACUUCAGCAAAACAAAAUUGGAUCGUAUUUUGUGAUAAAUGCGAUGCGCCUUAUCAUCAGUUGUGUCAUAAGCCUAAAAUAGAAGAUAUUGUCGUACAAGAUUCGCAAACGGAGUGGAUAUGUGCAAAAUGUAAAAUUUC